Molecule: messenger RNA, 1425 nt
Organism: Radiomyces spectabilis
Lineage: Eukaryota; Fungi; Mucoromycota; Mucoromycetes; Mucorales; Radiomycetaceae
Exons: 4
Coding region: 1-1425 (474 amino acids)
Biological process (GO): intracellular glucose homeostasis; glucose 6-phosphate metabolic process; glycolytic process
Cellular component (GO): cytosol; mitochondrion
Molecular function (GO): D-glucose binding; ATP binding; fructokinase activity
Source: RefSeq, a predicted model, not a curated record
AUGCACGGUUCACCUCAGCAACAGGCUGCUCUCGAGAGGCUGCAAGAUAUGUUUCGCGUCACCAACCAGCACUUGGAAACCCUCAUCCGUGGUUACGACCAAGAAUUGAAAGCAGGACUUGCCGUCAAAGAACAAAGAGAAACCGUACCGCGUAGCAGUGAUUUAAAGAUGAUUCCUUCUUUUGUUGCAGGGUAUCCGACGGGUUUCGAGAAAGGCACCUAUUUAGCGUUGGAGAUUAGUGGGGUUGAUAUUUACGUGUGUCAAGUCAAACUCAAAGGUGAAGGCGGCAAACUCGCCAUCAAUCAAUACCAGUACAAGAUUCCCGAUAACUUAACUGCUGGCGAUGAUAUCCGUAUCCUCAUUGAUUACGUCGCAGACUGCAUUAUCGAUUUCCAACGACGCGUCGGUAUCGGACAGCAAGAAGUGUAUGCGAUGGCCAUCAGUCUAGGAUUUGCAAUUGAACAAACCAGGUUGGAUCGCGGCGUCAUUGUCGCGCUUGAACACGGAUUUGAUUUCCCCAAUGCCAUUGGCUGUGAUAUUGUCGAUCUUUUCCAUCAGCGGUUUGAAACCAAAGGUUUGGCCGUCAAGAUUGUCGCCAUCGCAAAUGAUGCUGUCUGUACACUGUUGGCGCAUGCUUAUCAACAUCCUUCGACACGUAUCGGAAUUGUGCACAGUGCCGGAACGAAUUGCGCAUACUAUGAACGGGUGGCGAACAUGAGCAACUUUCUAGCCCAUCAUCCCGAUGUGUCCCCUGCCAGCGAUAUGAUUAUCAAUACCGAAUGGUGCAAUUUCGGAUCAAGAUAUUUGCCCAUGACGGAGUUUGACCAUCGCGUCGAUAACGAAUCGAAUAACCGAGGUAUCCAUUACUUCGAAAAGAUAUCCACAGGCAUGUAUUUGGGGGAAAUCGUGCGACAAGUCUUGGUGUCGCUUGUGGAUCAGCAAGUGUUGUCUUUUGACAUUGAUGCCAACGGAGAUGAAUGCUUGCUACGUACGCCUUACCAUUUCGAUACAAGCUACAUGUACGUAUGUGAAGCCGAUAACGAUAUGGAGAAUCUUGAAGACACGCAGGUCGUGCUGGAGGAAAUGUGUAAAGUCGGUGAAACAUCUUUGGCCGACCGAGAAAUUGUCAAGAAAGUGUGUGAAAUGGUAGGCCAUCGUGCCGCCAUUCUCCUCGGUGCCAGCAUUGCCAGUAUCGUCAAAUACAUGGUCGACAGCGGGAUCGGCUUUGCUAUCACGGGAGAUGUAUACGAGGACUAUCCAAGUUUCCAUCCACGCGUGUGCGAGACUCUCAAGGCGCUCAUUGCCGAUGACGUGGCGGCGAAAAUCUCCGUCGGCAUUGUCAAGCAUUCUCGUAUCGUGGGCGCCGCCAUUGUCGCAAUGAUGGCUGAAAAAAUGGAUCAGCCACAAGACGUGGAUAUGCUGUAA